CAACAGAGCUUCUGGGACUAAUUAUGGACAGCCAUCAGGUUUUUUUUUUGGUGAUUGUACCCUAAAAAAAAUCAACUCUAUUGGAAGUGUUUCUUUUUUUUUUCUGGAUCAAAUACAAUAACAGUACAGUUACGUUUGGAAAGAUGGGAUUACACUGGAGAAAUCAGAGAAUUGCCGCUUUGAUUGGCUUGAAAUACUCCGAGUGAGAAAGCUUCAAACAGGCUAGCUGAGCCGGAAUCGCCGAGAUGGCGAAAGUCUGCAGUGAAAUCUCCUUUCCAGCAGGACGGUCCCACAACAGAACCCAGGACGACCUGGCUGUCAUUGAAAAUGGGGGAAGCAGGACUCAGCCUCGUUGGGAAGCGAGUUCUGAGCAAGCUCUGUCCUCAGAGUCCCUCAGAGACUCGGCCCCACGUGCCAGCGCGUUGGCCAGAAGGAACCCCGAGGAAGAGAGGCAGGACUCUUUUCUCGAGCAGUUCAGAGGUCUCAAGCUCAAAGAGGCAGCCAGCGGGGAGAGCAAUGGAGAGUCGUUGGGCCAUAACGACACAAUCCGAAAGAGAAAUCUUGCCAAUAAGUGGCCUCUGGCUACUUACAACAUGAAUAACUGCAACAACACAGAUGAAAAAAAGGAGGACAAAAAAGACGAGAUUAAGAAAGAUGAGAAAAAGGAGGAGAAAAAAGACGAGAAGGAGGGGGAUAAGAAGGAGGAGGAAAAGAAGGACGAAAAGAAGGACGAAAAGAAGGAGGAGAAAAAGGAGGAGAAGAAGGAUGAAAAGAAAGACGAGAAGAAGGAUGAUAAGAAAGAUGAUAAAAAGAAAGAGGAGCCCCCAAAAGAAAUCUGGAUUAUGGAUCCAGCCGCGGACCAGUACUACAAAUGGCUGACCGUGAUCGCCGGCCCAGUAUUUUAUAACCUCAUCAUGAUUGUAACCAGGGCCUGUUUCAACGAACUUCAAGACACGUACACGAAACUCUGGUUAGUCUUGGACUACACCUCAGAUGUGAUCUAUUACGCCGACACGUUUGUCCGAGCAAGAACAGGUUACCUGGAACAAGGCCUGCUGGUCAAAGAUUCCAAAAAACUGCGAGAUAAAUACAGAACAACGCCUCAGUUCAAAUAUGACAUGAUUUCAAUGAUACCCACCGAUCUGCUGUUUCUGCAAUACGGAUACAACAACCCGGAGUUUCGAAUGAACCGCCUGUGCAAAAUUUCGAGGCUCUUUGAGUUCUUUGAGCGGACGGAAACCAGAACCAGCUUCCCCAACAUGUUUCGCAUCAGCAACCUCGUACUUUACAUCCUCAUCAUUAUCCACUGGAAUGCCUGUGUGUUCUUUGCUAUUUCGAAAACUAUCGGCUUUGGGACGGACACUUGGGUAUAUCCCAACAUCAGCCACCCAGAGCAUGGCCGCUUGGCAAGAAAGUACAUCUACUCCCUGUACUGGUCAACACUAACCCUCACCACUAUUGGAGAAACCCCUCCACCAGUUAGGGAUAUUGAAUAUCUCUUUGUCAUUGCGGACUUUCUUACCGGUGUGCUGAUUUUUGCUAGUAUUGUCGGUAACGUCGGUGCCAUGAUUUCCAACAUGAACGCCUCCCGUGCUGAGUUUCAGGCAAAGAUCGACUCCAUAAAGCAGUACAUGCAGUUCCGAAAGGUCACCAAAGACCUGGAGGCCAGGGUCAUCAAGUGGUUCGACUACCUGUGGACGGAGAAGAAGACCUGUGACGAGAAGGAGGUUUUGAAACACCUCCCCGACAAGCUCAAGGCCGAGAUCGCCAUCAACGUCCAUUUGGACACCCUGAAGAAAGUCAGGAUUUUCCAGGACUGCGAAGCCGGUCUGCUGAUUGAACUGGUGCUCAAGCUGCAGCCGCAAGUGUUCAGUCCUGGAGACUACAUCUGUAAGAAGGGGGAUAUCGGCAGGGAGAUGUACAUCAUCAAGGAAGGAAAGCUAGCGGUGGUGGCCGACGACGGAGUCACUCAGUUCGUGGUGCUGAGCGACGGCGCGUACUUUGGGGAAAUCAGUAUCUUGGGUAUCAAAGGAAGCAAAGCCGGGAACAGGCGAACGGCCAACAUCAGGAGCGUGGGUUACUCGGAUCUCUUCGCCUUGUCCAAGGACGACUUGAUGGAGGCGCUCACCGAGUACCCGGACGCCAAGAAGGCCCUGGAAGAGAAGGGCAAAGCCAUCCUGAUGAAGGACAACCUGAUAGACGAGGCGGUGGCCAACGCCGGCGCCGACCCCAAAGACCUGGAAGAGAAGAUCGUCAAACUGCAGGGCAACCUGGACGGCAUGCAGACCAAAUUCGCGCAACUCAUGGCGGAGUUCACGUCCACCCAGACGAGGAUGAAGCAAAGGGUCACCGAGAUGGAGGCCAAAGUGAAAUCCAUGAAGCCGGAGGACCUCUCCGAAGUGGUGGCUGAUAAAGAUAAAAAAGUCCAGUAACGUAACGCUUACCAGAGAACUUCAAAGUGACAUUCCUUUAUUUCGUGUAAAUGCCCCGAUUUACGACUAUUUAUACACAAUGUUUAUUAUCAACUUAAUGUGUCAAAUUGUGUACAGUGUAUGCAGUGAAUAUGUUUUUAUGUAAACUGACUGACAGUUUCAUCUCAUCACGGAAGAACCGGAGUAUUUUGAGCAGGAGCACUUGUGAAUGCCAAAGAAAUGGCUUUUCAUAGCCUUAGAGUAAUGACAAUGUUCUUUUUGUUUUGUUUUUCUUCCUGGUCUGUACUCAUAUCAUCCCAGAAAAUGCAUUGAUCUGUGAAGUAUGAAGCACAUUUCUUAUACUGCAAUGCAAAUGCAAUUUCCAUUGCCAGUUAUCUUCAGCAUACAUUAACAGUUGUAAUUCUUCAAUGUGAAUAUGUAUUAAAAGAUUCAUAUAAGAAACUAUAUGCGUCUACAUAAGCACAGCAUAUAU
Menidia menidia (Atlantic silverside) is the source of this 2904-nucleotide messenger RNA. The record is from the annotation of a GenBank genome assembly. NCBI's taxonomy places the organism in Eukaryota, Metazoa, Chordata, Actinopteri, Atheriniformes, Atherinopsidae.